This is a messenger RNA of Cylindrotheca closterium, 2154 nucleotides long. The record is from the annotation of a GenBank genome assembly. Lineage: Eukaryota; Bacillariophyta; Bacillariophyceae; Bacillariales; Bacillariaceae.
AUGAAUAUUCUCAACUCGGUGCUCUUGCUGAGCACUCUACUACGGGCCCAUGGUCUGUUGCCAAAUAAGCAGAUCAAUGGACAAAAUAUGGGAGUCAGCUGCAACAAUCGCAACCAACGCACCCAGCUUUUCGUCAACCUAUGGCAACGAAUGGAAAUCGAAGAAGACGAAGAACCCAUGUGGUAUGUUAUCAACUGCGUCGCAGGUUUGGAAUUGGACUUGCUACGGCAGUGCAAACAAGCUUCCGAAGACAUGGAUGACGUUGUAAAACUCGUUGUACCUAUGCAAACAUCACAUCGCUCUCAUGGUGCCAACCGCAUGGUUACCGAUGUCAAAGUCAAGUAUCAAGGGUAUGUCUUUGGAAAGCUUAGACUCACCGAGGAAACGUAUUCGGCGAUUCAAGGACUUGACUUGUGUCGUUCUUGGAUGGGGACCGUGAAUCAAAGGGGGCACAAAAAGUUGCCGCCAGCGCCCUUGCCUUUGAAUGAAGAUGAAAUCGAAAACUUUGGUUUGGAAAACAUUGAGGAGCUAGACGAAGAAGAGAAAGAAGAGGAUAUUAUUGUGGACGCAGGUGAUGAUAACGAGGACAAGGAAGCGGCAGCAAUUGAGGAGGUAGUUCAGACUGUAUACAAGGGUUUGAGAGUGGGCGAUAUGAUCAAAGUUACAGCGAAGAACAAGUUCUUUGACGAAGAUGGAAUAGUAAGGCGGCUGAAGGAUAACAAGAUCUUUCUCCGCUUUUACACCUAUGGCACAAUGUUCGAAGAGUGGCUCGAUCCUAGUGAAGUGAGAAAGCUUUCGGAUGAAGAAGUUUUGAAAGGACUAGGAGGACCAUCUGCACCCAUCACCCAGCGUGACAUUGAUGGACCUGACAACAGGGACCGAAAUGACUAUGGCGAGAAUCGAGGCGACCAGAGAAGAAAUCUCCAGAACACCAUGGGUGUAGCUCCUGGCCAACGCAACCGUCGACAAGAUCGUAACGAACAGCGGUUCAGCCGGGGUAACUCCCUGCAAGAUCAAGAUCAAGAGCGCAAGAACUGGGAUUGGUACAAGGAUAACGAACGUAAAGGGCAAGGUGGAGCAUAUUCUGAUGGAAAAACUGACAUUCGAGGAGCUAGUCGAUCAUCCAAUACGGAAGGAGAUGUUGAUGCUCAAUGGGGAAGGCCACAACAACCACGCCAAAACAACAAGCAAGCCAAUUCGGGCGAUGAAUGGAGCAAAUUCGUUUCCAAUGCAAACAAUUCGGCUAAAAAGCAGGACACGGAUGAUUUCUUUGAUUCCCUCUACAAUGACCUAUCCAAUGAAUUGGAGAAUGAAAACUCUGGGGUUGGCCAAUCGAAUGACGGUGGGGAUGGUGAGGACUUCUUUGGAUGGUUGAUGGACGAGAUUGAAGACGACGAGUCGUCCAAGGCCAACAAGGCUCCGAAGGCUGCCAAGCCAGGCGAUGAAGACGACUUUUUUGCCUCGUUGGAAAUGGAACUCCAAGAGGAUAAACCACCAAAGAAGAAAGCCAAUAAGAAGACUUCUCCUCCCAGUGAUGAAAGCUUGGACGACUUUUUUGCUGAUCUUGCAAGUUUUGACGGCGACCACGACAAGAGUGGCGGCCGCCCAUCACGAGCACCAGCUGCUGCAAAGGGAGAUGCCGAUGAUUUUUUUGCCAACUUGGAAGCAGAACUCGAAACAGAACUCACCACCACUUUGCCACCAGCUUCUGCCAAAGGUCCCAAUCAAGGAGUUGCAAACGAUUUCUUUGCAGACUUGGAGCAAGAGUUGGAUGCCGAAUUGCAGAUCGAACCAACUUCAACUUUGACGAAAGCAUCUGACAGGGCAAGUGUCGAUGACUUUUUUGCAGAUUUGCAAUCCGAGCUAGGAGAGGAAUCGGAUGGCUUCUUUGCCGAGUUGGAGGAUGUUGCUGUUGCUGCUGCAACUGAUGUUGAUGUUGAUGAAAUGAAAGUCGAACCAGCGGUUGUCGCGCCAACAAUGACCGCCACCACAAUUGAGGAAGCCCCUGCUGCUCCAACACAAAGUUCGGGCUCCAGUCUGGAUCCUACAUCGCUGCAAAAAAUGACUGUUCCCGUGCUGAAGGACAUGCUUCGUGAUCGAGGCUUGAAGGUAUCAGGAAAAAAGGCGGAUUUGAUUGAGCGAUUAGUUUCAUAA